Molecule: messenger RNA, 375 nt
Organism: Microsporum canis CBS 113480
Lineage: Eukaryota; Fungi; Ascomycota; Eurotiomycetes; Onygenales; Arthrodermataceae
Exons: 2
Coding region: 1-375 (124 amino acids)
Source: RefSeq, a predicted model, not a curated record
AUGGUAUGGGGCACACUACUUCAGGAAUAUCGUUUCAUGAGAACAAUCUCUAAUAUUCUGAGGAGCAGGCAGAAGAUCAUUCAUCGGGCAGCAGCAGCAGCGCAAGGAGAAGCUUCAGCAUUGAUCACCCCCAGAAGAAAGCCGACCCAGAGUGCGAAAUAUGUUACGGAACCGGCAAAUAUUCGAGUAGAGAAUGGGUACCCUGCAAGAUUAAAUGUUACGAAUGCCCUCAAACGGGAUACAAUGCCGUUACCUGUGCACCUUGUGGAGGAGAGGAGUGUACGAUCUUGUGUUGGCUGUAAGGGAAUGGGGUUUAUCUGGGACGCGGCCCUGGUUCCAGUCAAGAAGAAGUGCAACUGUAUGGGCAAGUUUUAA